GACUGAGUACCUUCAAUUUUUUUUUGUUCGUGGGUUAAAUAGAAUCAAAUUGGAAAAAAUUUAAAUUUAAAAUCCAUCAUUUGCCCGCGAAAUUUCUGUUCUGUUAUCAGUGCUAUCCAAAACAAAACAAACAAGUUGCCGGCAUUUCAUUGCGAAAAUUCAUUUUUCAUUUUUUCCAAAUAAGUUGAAAGUUCACAGAAAUUGCUUUCGGUUUCGAAUACUCCAAGAGAAAGGUGAAUUAUUGAUUCGUUUCUUUCAAUUAUUUCAGGCCUUGGAAGUUUUCCUCUUUUUAGUUUUUACAAACGAAGUUGCAGAUAACGAUGACUAACGAAGGAUCACCGGAGUCUACAAUACCGGCAUUUACCGUCAAGGAGUUCGCCGAUGACCAGAAACCAGUAUCAAAACCUCUGUAUAAGUUGAAAAUCGAAGACUUACUUAGCAUUCCUGUCAACGAAGAAACUAGUAACUUUACUUUCCGAAAUCACGACAUUAGCUUAGUUAUGUUUGGAGGAAAGAUCGAAAGUAUCUGUUGCAAUGACGCCAUGUUUUCGUUUUACGUGACCGAUGGAAGCAACAAAAUUAUAUGUUUUUACAAAAGGAAGGACUGCAUCACAUCGAUAGCACCGAAUACGAUUCGAAGGAACAAGUUUUUAAAUAGAGCAUCGGAGGUAAAUGACGAUGCUGCUUCGUCCUCUGAUUCCGAUGAUUAUGAAGAUGAAAAUAUUGACGAAGUGGCUCAAGACGACCAUAUUCCCGAAGCUCUCGCUAAAGAAUCCGAAGGGAUCGUUUCAGAGGUAUUGGACUGGUUUAAUAACGAAGUAGUUCCAGCUGUUGAUGAAAAAAUCGAAAACGUGGGAGAUAUUAUCCAUGUCAGUGGUCAGUUACACGAAUCUGAAUCUGAAAGGAAAGUCAACGUGAUAGAAUUUCGAAUCGUGGAGAAUGAAAUAGAACAUAAAGAUUUUCUUUUGGAGAUGGAGUAUUUGUACAGAAAAUUGUAUUGAUUCUAAAUUACGACUUGAGACCUCCAAUUUGACGCGAAAUUUCAGAAUAAUGAAAUUUUUUAUAG
Planococcus citri (citrus mealybug) is the source of this 1066-nucleotide messenger RNA. RefSeq lists its product as uncharacterized. The coding region runs from base 321 to 1001 and encodes 226 amino acids. NCBI's taxonomy places the organism in Eukaryota, Metazoa, Arthropoda, Insecta, Hemiptera, Pseudococcidae. The record is from RefSeq and is a predicted model, not a curated record. The transcript is spliced from 5 exons.